AUACCCAAAGUUAUUACAGUUCAUACUGUGAGGAAAAUUCUAGCCAGUGUUAGUUUGAAAUAUUUUUUUCUGGACCAAAGGGGCCAUACUGCCACCCUACACCCUCACCGCUAGCAAGGAUAAAAAGAUUUAAAAUGUAAUUUUCAUUAAAGAUUGAACAUUAUCAAAAUUAUUUUCUGAUUGCCAGGUGAGACCUCAUUGACUGAACGUUUCCCAGUCUGUUCAUCUGGUGUAUUUGAGGUCAUGUGCAACAUCUCUCUAGACAGACCACUAAUAUCUGAAAAACUUAGGGCUGAACUCAAUCCAAUGGUCAUCACAAUCUUGUCGGCCACCUCAAUGCCUUCAUCCCCGGUCCCUUUCAUCAUCCUACAGGACAAAUGUGCACCCGUCUAUUGCCAGUACAAGUUCCACAACUUGAGCAUGCACAGAACAAACUAUCACAAGCAUGGCACCAACAUCUACUUCCGAGAUGUGAAUGUGAUCCUGACUGGCCUGAUGAGUCCUGAAGAGCUCAGAGAGUUCUUCUCUGGCCCUCCUCUGGAGAUAGAGGUGCAUGAUCGUGACAGAAAGUUGGAAGAGCUGCCAAAAACUCCAGCAGUGUCUGGCACAAACUCAGAUGAUGACAUUCUGUGUGGUGCGGUACUAUUAAAACAGAAGACAGCAGUCAUUAACUCAUAUGGUAUUGCAAGCCUGAACCUAUCUGAGCUGCUACUUGGGAAGAAAAACCUAAAGGUGCACUUACCAAUCAGAUGCUGCCCUCUACCUCCGCUGCUGGACAGGGAGCGAAGUGCAAGGGGCAACAGGAUGACAGACACAGCAGCUAGCAGAGAGCCCAUGCCACAAGGCCAUUAUUUUGACGCCAAUUCUCAACUCAAAGUCAAGGUUGAGAUAGCUUGUCCACUCAGCGUUAAGAACGGCAGCAGUGAGUCCUGUGAUGGUCCAUUUGGGCGCAUCGUCUACCUCUUUGAUUACAACAACUUCUCUGUGAUGACCGAGCUGAGGUCAGAGAUCCUCAGAAUCAAUGCAUCCGCUUUCCAUCUGGGGUCACGUUCCCUCGAAAAUGUAGAGAAAGCCCUAUCAAAUUACAUAAUGAAUUUCAAGCACGACGAGAGCGAGGAUCUGGAUUUUGUUACGGGAUUCCACGUGCUAGAUAAGACGAUGCACAUCUUUGUUCUUGAAGGGCUGAAACAUAAAGCAGUGAGGAGGCUUUGGGAGGCUGUUCCUAUGAAGCUAAGUGGGAGUGAGGAGGAGCAGGUGAUAGUCCUCUACAACUCAAACCUGGGUUUCUUCAAGCGCAUCUAUGACUCAUUAGAUGUGGGCCUGACUCCUAUCCGUACAUAUGAGUCACUAGCGACCAUCAUGAGACAGCCUCUGGUCUACAUUAGAGGCAUGGUCCCCCAACCCUGCUUUCAGGCUUUGUCAAGGUUAAGCCAGCUUUGUCAAGUAAGGCAACUCAAAGAUGCAGUGCAGUACAACCUCUUCCCCUCAGCUGACAUGAUACUCAGCAUGAACAAGGAAUAUGGCACAUAUGCUGAGCAUUGGGAGCAAAAAGCCGGUGCAGACACUGAGGUGGACAUGAUGCCCACUCUACCCAUCCGGAUGAAAAGACAUGCAGCACUCAACACACUCAACAGAGAGUACACGAAAUGGAAACGCAGCAGCCAGCGGUUGGCGCUCAGACAGUGCAAGAACUACAUUCAGGACAAUAUCAAAAAGGUGCAAGAGGAAAGUGAGCGGUUACAGAAGCCAGAGGCUGCUGUGUUAAAGGUGGAACAGUCUACAACCAGGCCAGCACACAACUACAGCAUCCAGACCUUCAACUCAAAUGAGCAAGCCAAGGAGCUGCUGCGCAAAAAGAUGGCCCAGGUGCGGGGCCGGAGGUUCACCUACAGUCAGCAGUAUCACAGUGCUACAGUGGAGCCAGGGGACGUGACUCCUAAAAUUGACUCCCGCUCCGCUGCUGCCUCUACCACUUGGUUCACAAGCAUGAGCGGUGACAAGCCCAAAGUGCACCCUAAACACCCAGAUGAGGCUCGAGUGGAGGAGCUGAGGAAGGUGAUCUUCCAGCAGUGUGGGGUUUCACAGUUCGCUCAGAACGCUCAGUUUAUUGGCAUUCCCAUGAAUCUUAGCACAGGGAUAUCUUUUUUUAUGGCUGUUUGCUUACUCUUUCCUUUUUCUCUAUGACCCA
This is a messenger RNA of Morone saxatilis (striped sea-bass), 2188 nucleotides long. RefSeq names its product cilia and flagella associated protein 92 (putative) (gene cfap92). The transcript is spliced from 6 exons. The record is from RefSeq and is a predicted model, not a curated record. The coding region runs from base 244 to 2184 and encodes 646 amino acids. Lineage: Eukaryota; Metazoa; Chordata; Actinopteri; Moronidae.